Molecule: messenger RNA, 1465 nt
Organism: Annulohypoxylon truncatum
Lineage: Eukaryota; Fungi; Ascomycota; Sordariomycetes; Xylariales; Hypoxylaceae
Product: Fip1-domain-containing protein
Exons: 4
Coding region: 106-1182 (358 amino acids)
Cellular component (GO): mRNA cleavage and polyadenylation specificity factor complex
Molecular function (GO): RNA binding
Source: RefSeq, a predicted model, not a curated record
ACUCUGAACCACUCAACGAUCAAACAUUCUCAAACGUCGCUUUUCUUUCAGCACAACCAGACACGAUCAAGGCUUAACCCUAGACAUCUCUAGGUAGUCCGCAUUAUGGAUAUUGACGAUGAUGAUGAUUUCUACGCUCCCGACGAGCCCACAAUCCACAACGAUCACCCCGACCCUACCACAACAAACGUAACUACUCUACCUAUACAAUCGCAGCCGCAACAACAGCAGCAGCAGCAGCAGCAACAACCAGAACACCCAAAUGAAGAAGACCUAGAAGAAGGAGAAGAAGAGGAUGAAGGUGCUGAAAUGGAUGAAGACGACUCGGAUAUAGAUAUCAUCACAGAACGAAAGGAUGGUACAAAUGCUCCUCCACCAACUCAAUCGCGGUACAGCGACAUAAGAAACAUACCACAACGGUCGGCUUCGAGUGAUGCCACCACCAAGCCCGCCGCUGUCAAGAAGGACGAUGCAUCAACGCGACCUGCCGUCAGUUCCGACCUACCUGCGGUAUCUACAUCGAAGGUGGACGUCAAUGCAAUACCCGUCUAUAAACCAGUGGGAAAACCCAUCACCCAAGUCAGCAUCGAUGAAGACCUCGCGGAGAAUGACAAACCUUGGCGAAAACCUGGCACCGACCUCAGCGACUAUUUCAACUACGGCUUCGACGAGUUUACCUGGUCUCUAUACGCCGCCAAGCAGGACAACGUCCGCAACGAGUACAGUUCGGAUGCCAUUGCUCAGAAUAACAAGAAGAUGUUCGAGGACAUCCAGAUGAUGAUGAUGGGCGGCAUGCCGGGAAUAAGUGGGGCAGGCGCAUCAGGUAGCAUGGCAAACAUGCCCGGAAUGGACGGUAUUUCCCCCGAGAUGCAAGCCAUGAUGCAACAGAUGAUGGCGUCCGGUCUUGACCCAAGUCAGAUGGAUCCUUCUGCCAUGUCCGCCAUGUUCUCUGGCAUGCAAAACCCCGGAGGCAACGCUACUGGAGGACAAGGUAACCAGAGUCAGAAUUUCGGCGGGGUCGGCCAGGGAUUCAGCGGUAACCAAGGACAGAACUUCGGCUAUGAGCAAAACAUGGGACGAGGCGGAGGCGGCGGCGGAGGAGGGGGAGGUGGAGGGGGAGGAGCUGGGGGAACUGGGGGAUUUAGUGGCCGUGGUCGAGGCGGACGCAGGAAUUGGACGUAGGGGUUAGUAAGAGCGGUUGUUACCUCUUCACUACGUAUCCAUAAUGCUUGGAAUUGCCCCUCUUGAUCAUUAUAUCAGAGGUGGAUUUCAAGAGAGGACGAGUACUCCGAGUAGUUGUUGGAAUGCCAUCUCGUAAUCGUCUCGCAAUAUCCAGUCGUCCAGAGUGAUUUGGUUUUACGCGGCCACUCGUAUUGCGGUCUGGGGAAAUGCUUUCCUCAUCCCGCUCAGCAACAAGAUAUUUAUACUACGAAUACCGAUUGCAUUGGUGAGCGCUGGACAUUUC